Nerophis lumbriciformis (worm pipefish) is the source of this 2055-nucleotide messenger RNA. RefSeq names its product LUC7-like (S. cerevisiae) (gene luc7l). The record is from RefSeq and is a predicted model, not a curated record. Gene Ontology annotation, cellular component: U1 snRNP. Gene Ontology annotation, molecular function: mRNA binding. Gene Ontology annotation, biological process: mRNA splice site recognition. NCBI's taxonomy places the organism in Eukaryota, Metazoa, Chordata, Actinopteri, Syngnathiformes, Syngnathidae.
AACAAAAAACAAAAAAAAAGACAGGAGAACGUCUGAAAAGCGGAGAUGCUCGGACGAACGAGUAUUUUAAAAACUUAGGAAAUAACAACAGUUUCCCCCUCCCGUUGCCUGCUUUUAUAUACGGCGUGAAGGACCAGCUGCGCGACAAUGUCCGCCCAAGCUCAAAUGAGAGCUUUGCUCGACCAGCUGAUGGGAACAGCGAGGGACGGUUCAGUGUAUCUUUGCCAGCCUACAUCAAUCUGCAAAGGAGUUGCAGAAAAGCCUCAUGUUCAUCGAGCCGAGAUGAAACGCGGCAGAGGGUCAAAUUCACGGAUGAUCGAGUCUGCAAAAGUCACCUCCUCAACUGCUGUCCACACGACAUCUUGUCCGGAACUCGCAUGGACCUGGGAGACUGCACCAAGAUCCAUGACCUGGCGCUUCGAGCCGACUAUGAAAUCGCCUCCAAGGAGAAAGACCUCUUUUUUGAGCUUGACGCGGUUGAUCACUUGGAGUCAUUUAUCGCCGACUGUGACCGCAGAACAGAGCUUGCCAAGAAACGCCUGGCUGAGACUCAAGAAGAGAUAAGUGCUGAAGUAGCAGCAAAGGCAGAGAAGGUCCACGAGCUGAACGAGGAAAUCGGAAAGCUCCUCGCCAAGGCAGAGCAACUCGGAGCAGAAGGAAACGUGGACGAAUCUCAGAAGGUUCUGCAGGAAGUGGAGAAGGUCCGCAGUAGGAAGAAGGAUGCAGAGGAGGAAUACAGAAACUCCAUGCCUGCCUCCAGUUUCCAGCAGCAGAAACUGCGCGUUUGUGAGGUGUGCUCUGCCUAUCUGGGUCUCCAUGACAACGACCGCCGUUUGGCCGACCAUUUUGGCGGGAAGCUCCACCUCGGCUUCAUCCUAAUCAGAGAGAAACUGGACCAACUAAAGAAAACGGUUGUGGACAAGCAGGAGCAACGCAACCAGGACCGCCUGAAGAGACGUGAAGAAAGGGAGAAAGAGGAAAAGAUGAAAAAAAGGACGAGAUCCCGCAGCAGAGAGCCUAAAAGGUCAGGUUCUCGUGACCGAAGGAGGCGCCGCUCACGCUCCACAUCACGAGACAAGCGUCGCUCACGCUCCCGGUCCAGGGAGAGGAAGAGGCGACAUCGCAGCCGGUCCCGCUCUCGCAGCCGAGGACACCGUCACAGUCAUGAGCAAAGCUCCAGACAUAAGUCUUCCAGAGACCAAGAGCGCUCGUCUAGAGACAAGUCACGGGAGCACGAUCGACGGGACGGCGUGAACGGCAGGUCGGACUCUCGCAGGGCCGACGACAGAGAAAACCUGUGAAGACCCAAAUGUCCAUUCAUCCUCCCACGCACACCCUUGUGUGUUCUUCCCCCAUUUGUCAAUUUCCAAGCCACAGACUGUUCCUUAUAGUCUCCAUAGACUUGACUUUUCUUUUUCUUUAAUUACUUUUUAUCAAGACACCGCUUAUCAUGAUGCAUUCUUCAGCCUGGUUGCAGAUCAUGCAGUACACAUCUUUGUAAUUUGGUAGACCUUUAUUCAAUAAACCGCCACGCCAAUAGAGAAAUUACAUUUGGUCUGCUUUUUUAAUAUUCUUUUGUCAUCUUAUGCAGAAUCCUACAUUGGAAUUUGGAGGGUCUUGAGUGUGAAACACAUUUCUGCUGGUAGAUUGCAUCUUUUUAUUUUAUUUUGUGUACUGUUUGAUCAACGCACUGUCUGAGUUUAUGAUCCCCAAUAUGAAAUAAUUCAAGUUGUAAGUUUCAUCAUGUUUUUUCUUCCAGUCAGUAGUUAAGGCAAUGUAAACUGAGGAGUGUUAAUGUUGUUGGAACAAUUUAAGUGUUCUAUUUUUUUGCCAGUUGAUUUAAAGUUAAUACAAAUGUUUAGAGGAUAUGGCUUUUGAGUUGGCAUGUGAAGCAGAAAGCGAGACAUCAUUUUUUGACGCACUGGAACUGCUUUGUGUUGAAAUGCAAACCGACUGUAAUGUUUGUGUGUGAGGUACAUCGCUUUACAUAUGUGAGGAUGCCAUCUUGUUCCACUUGGAUUCAUUGACAAAAAUAAAUUAACCCAUAAUAAAGUC